Spodoptera exigua (beet armyworm) is the source of this 873-nucleotide messenger RNA. The record is from the annotation of a GenBank genome assembly. Lineage: Eukaryota; Metazoa; Arthropoda; Insecta; Lepidoptera; Noctuidae.
AUGAAAGCUGCUGCGAUGUCGGUUUGGAUAUUCAUUAAUGUUUUAUGCUUCGGUAUGUGUGGCUAUUUGUAUCUGAUCUGGUAUCAGUACUGGAUGUACGAAGAGAAACAGCGGAAUUUCACUAAAUCAGAUAAUCCACCCAAAACAAUGAUAUCCGGCGUAAAUUACGCGGCGGAAAGAAACAUAUCAAAGUUGCUAUUGAAUUCUACUUUAAGAAUUGAGUUCCUUCGGAAAAAUCGGAGGUCGGCAGUGGGUGGUUUUUGGAGCAAUGGUGGGUCUCGGCAGAUAUGGAACAAGACAUCAGGUUCAUACCAUGUUCCGUCGAAUAACAUUGUGAGGAAGAGCAACGGCAGUCCCAGGUUCCCGAACAUCGACCGACCCUUACUGGAGUUCGACAAUGAUAAGUACAUUUGCAACGACUUGGCUUCCUCGGAUUGCGAAGAACGAACCGCCAAGUUUAAAGAGCUCUUGUUGAAAGAGUUUCAUAGGGUUCUAAUGGGCGAUAGUAAAGUUUUUACAUCAGGCUUAGAUGUUCACAAUACUUAUGAUGUUAAAUAUGAUAGUAACAAUCCCAAGAAAAGUUCUCGAGAGGAGGUGAUGUGCGCUUUGAAAAGUGUGCAGUUACGAACAAUUACUGCUGAUGAUGAACCAUUUUCGAGGCUGGGGUUCAAGAUUCCGAGGGCACCUUUACAGGAACAGAGGCAUUUCAACACUUGUGCUGUUGUUACAAGCGCUGGGGCGCUGCUGGGCUCGGACUUAGGAGAAUUUAUAGCGUUCUACGCGCGCCCUAAAGAGCCAAUAGACCACCUGACGGGACCCUACGGGACCGAUGUUCAGCCGGGGUUGCAAGGAAAGCGCAAUAAAAUCCCGUGA